GGAGACCAUGAUUCACCCUCAGUUCCUGGAAGAAUCACUUUGCACUGAACCGUAUAUAAAUAUUUUGGACCUAACACAAGAGCUGGAGCAGGAGGCAGGACUCAUCCCUGACCAGCACUCAAGACCUUUUGAGGCAGCUGCCAGCCAAGAUGCAGAGAAACAUAAACACUGCACCGACCAAGGAGUCUGCACGCCGAACUGGCCCCCAGAGGUGACUUCCCAGGACCUGAAGAGGCGCAGGGCCACAGAGCCAGAGCUGUGGGUCCAAAGGACACUGCGAUCCUCCCAAGCUGUCAAGUGUCUCCCUCACUGGGGGCCAUCCGGUCCAACCAUCCACCCCAGAACCACAAAUCCUCCUCCCUAAACCUGAGGGGAAAGGUGCUGGGGGACACAGAGGAGCCACUUCCUCUGGGUGGCCACAUGGGACAGCCAAUGGAUGCAGUGUGGACGAUGUCCUCCAAUGCCUGGACUUCCUCCUGGUCUGCCAGCACCAUCUGCUGCCCUGGGCUCUGUGCCAGAGCCAGGGCCCUCACAUGGAACCCCUCUGCUCAGGAGACCAAGCACCCCAGGCCCCACCUGCCCAGACAGGCAGCCUCAUCCCCCAUCCUCCU
Molecule: messenger RNA, 611 nt
Organism: Ictidomys tridecemlineatus (thirteen-lined ground squirrel)
Lineage: Eukaryota; Metazoa; Chordata; Mammalia; Rodentia; Sciuridae
Source: RefSeq, a predicted model, not a curated record